Molecule: messenger RNA, 1421 nt
Organism: Hevea brasiliensis (rubber tree)
Lineage: Eukaryota; Viridiplantae; Streptophyta; Magnoliopsida; Malpighiales; Euphorbiaceae
Product: CRIB domain-containing protein RIC10
Exons: 5
Coding region: 614-1084 (156 amino acids)
Source: RefSeq, a predicted model, not a curated record
AUUUACUGUCACACACUGCACAAAGCAUGACUCUUGAUUCUUAAUUUCUUGCCUCUCCCUCCUGAAAAUUCUCCCACAUUUUAAGAAAAGUCUUGCCAUUUUUUUAAAGAGAAGAGGCUUUGUUAAGACAUCAAAGGAACUGAGGUCAGGGCCUACUGCACCUCUUAACCAACCAAGAAACCUAACACCUAAUUUUUAUUCUCAACUUGCCAUUUUCUGUUUUUGUUUUUCAAAACCCUCUUUGGCAUGUUUUCUCUUUCAUGGCUCCCCACCUUCUUUCAUCUCUUCUUUAGAUCCUUCUCUUCUCAUCAGUAUAUUGGCAGGUUUUUUGGUUUACCUUAAUGGGUUCUCUUUUUUCUGUUAGUGCAAAUCAAUAAGCUAGUCAUUUCAAUCACAGGUAGAAAAUUUUUAUGUUCGUGCAUUCAUCAAGAAUAAUAGAAGAAACAUAGAGAAUAGAGCAUUGCAAAGUUGCCUGAAGAAGAGAGAAAAGCUAUUGUUUCUCUCUCAAAUCUCCCAUUUCUUUGCUCCAUCACAGCCAUUCCCUAGAGGCAAAACAACCAUCUGUGCACGUACUUUUGGAUUUUCCUCCUCUUCUGUGUCAUUUGUUUCCACCAUGGCCACCAAGAUCAAAGGGAUCUAUAAGGGCUUCAAGUACAUAACCCAAAUCUUUGCAGUGGUGAAGGAAAGAGAGAUGGAAAUUGGGUACCCAACAGACGUCAAGCAUGUGGCACACAUAGGUUGGGAUGGCCCUUCUGGCACUGCACCCAGUUGGAUGAAUGAGUUCAAAACACCUCCUGAUUUCGCAACAACAACACUCGGCAAUGCAAGAGAUCCUAAUUCUCUUGCUUUCUCUUCAUGGGCCUCUCAUGAUUUUGAUCAAUCUAUUGGAAAUCAAUCCUUGUCCAAUUCGUUCAGUAACAUUCUAUCGUCAGAUCUUCCAAGUAUUCCCAAGAAACAAAAAUGGAAAAAGAAGACUAGAAGUUCCUCUCCCAAAACCUCAUCCACCACUUCAAGAGCCUCACUAGCAAUGAAGUCCAAGGCUGCAUACCAUGAACUGGACUCAACACCAAACUUACAAGUCUAGAAAUAUGAAGACUUAGUGGAAAUUAACAGCACAGAAAACUCUCACUGUGCUUAUGAAAAAUUGAAAAAUUUCACCAUUUCUGUAUUCUGGAUCAGUGUCAUGAGAGCAGGAAGAGCACAACUUUUGCAAAUUGUCAAUUUUAUGGAUGGAAGGUGAGAUUUUAAGCAAGGAAGACAAAUAUGAAGAUGAAGAAAGAUGAAUUAUUGGUGUAGCUACUAGCUAGAUGCAAAAUAUUUGUUGGUUUUACCCUUAUGACUCAACAGAAGUAGAAAUGUGGGAUUGGUAAAUUGUACUAGUGGAAAAGUUUUGCUAAUUUAAAUGAUUGGAUUCAAAAGAA